This is a messenger RNA of Monoraphidium neglectum, 1920 nucleotides long. RefSeq lists its product as hypothetical. The transcript is spliced from 3 exons. Lineage: Eukaryota; Viridiplantae; Chlorophyta; Chlorophyceae; Sphaeropleales; Selenastraceae. The record is from RefSeq and is a predicted model, not a curated record. The annotation marks the transcript as partial.
UCGCCCGAGGCUGCGGCAGGCGCCGCGGCGCGCAGGGUCGCGGCGCUGCUGGCCGACUGGCUCCGCAGCCGCGCGGCGGGCGCGCAGGCGGGCGGCGGCGAUGGGGCCGGCGCGGCUGCGGCCGCGGAGGAGGUGGCCGAAUGCCUGUGCUCCUGCCUGCUGCUCUUGCUGCAGGACACGCCGGACGCCGGCGGCGGCCCCGACGGCGGCGGCGCGCCCGACGCAUCCAGCGGCGGCGCGCGGUUCGAGCUGCAGCUGGCGCUGCUGGACCUUCUGCCCGCGCUCUGCGGCGCCGUCGCCGCGGCGGCGGCGCCGCCGUCGCCCGCGGCGGGCGCGCCGCGCGCGGCGGGGCUGCAGGUGCUUAUUGAGAUCCUGCAGCGCCAGCUGGCGCCGCCCCAGUGGCUUCCGCUGGUCGGGCUGCACCUGUCGCUGGUGCAGACGCUCCGCGCCGCCUGCUGCGGCGGCGGCGGCGGCGGCGCGGCCGGGGCCGGCGGGGACGCGGGGCCCGGCGGCGGGCAGGAGGCGGAGGUGCGGAGGGUGGGCGUGCUGGAGCUGCUGCUGUGUGUCACGCGCGCGCCUGACGGCGCACUGCAGCUGUUCCACCAGGGGGCCUUGCCGGCACUGCUGGACUGCGCGCGGCACCUGCUGGCUCCGCCCGGCGGCGGCCUGCUCGGGACGUCGGCGGUCGGCGGGGAUGCGGCGCCCGAGGGCGCCGCCGGGCGCCGCGGCGCGGCUGCGGCGGCGCCGCCCGCGCAGGGCGGCAGCGUGCCGCUGCCCGGCACGCUCGGCGCGUACCUGGCGCCAGCGUCGGGCGCGGGCGGCGGCGGGGCCGCCGGCGGCGUGGCGUGGGCGCCGGUGCACCAGCAGUGGUGUGUACUGCUGAGCCUGGCGGCCACGACCCUAGACAGCCUCAGCCGUUUUGUACCCGUUGCCGAGCCCGCGGUCGCGCUCAUGAUUGCGGUGGAGCCACGGGUAGUCCUCUCGCUGCAGCUGCUGCUGCAGCAGCUGCCACACCAUAGGGGCGGCGACGGCGGCGGCGACGGCAGCGGCGGCGGCGGCAGCGGCGCGCCGCUGCAGGUGCAGCUGGCGUCGCUGCUGGAAGCGGAGCGGUCGCUGGCGCUGCUGUGCCUGCUGGCGCAGCACGCGGGCGCGUGGCAGCUCGCGCGGCCGGGCAGCCUGGCGGGAUUCAGGGCGGCGGCGGCCGGGGUUUUGGAGUUUGCGGCGCGGCCGUCCUUGGAGCGGCAUGUGCGCGUGGCCUGCCCGCCUCUCACGCCGUUCGAGCGGCGCCUGACGCGCGUGACCUCGGACCUAGACGGCGGCGAGGGCUGGCUGCGCGCCUGCGUCGCCGGCGCCGGCGCGGCGCCGCUGCCCUCCCGCGACUCAGCAGCCGCCGCCGCCACCGCGGACGCGCAGGGCGGCAGCGGCGGCGCGCUCGCGCUGAUGCCGCCCGGGGCAGGAGACGGCGGCGGCAGCGGCGGCGGCGGCGCAGCAGCAGCAGGCGGGGGGUGCCACGAGUAUGCCGCGAGGCUGGCAGAGGCGGUGUACUCGUGUGCGGGCCACGCGCUCCACUUCCUGGCCCUCACCUCCCCCCAGCUGGAAGCUGGAGAGGCGGCCGCGGCGGGGCCCAUGUGGCCGAAGCGGCAGGCGCUCGCGGCGCUGCAGGGCCAGGCCGUCGCGGUGGCGCAGUCGCAGCUGCAGGCCGGCGGCACCUCCCGCGCCCGCCGCCGCCGCCUCGCCGCCGCCGCGCUGCGCCUGGCGCAGGGCGCGGCGGCGCUGCAGCAGCUGAUGGGGGGCGGCGCGCCCGCGUGUGCGCGGGGGUCGGGGGCUGAGGAGCGGCUGGGGGAGAGGGCGGCGCAGCUGGAGCGCGCGCUUCGCGAAUCGGAGGCUGGGGCCGGCCCUGUCGGCGGCGCAAAACGGUGA